GGGCCUCGGGUCUUGUUGCUACAGUGCUUGCAAUCCAUCAUAAUUUAAUUGUAAAUUUGCGAAAUUUUUCGCCUCGAAAUCACAGAAUGCGAAUAUCCCUCGAUAGAAAUUUUAGUCGGUGUUGAAUAUAUAUUAAAAUGUAAUGCAUUGCAGCAAGAUUUCUGAUCGCAUUUGCGAUAGUAAACAUGCGUAAAAUAAAAAAGAAUAAAACAUAAAUAAUAAAUAAAUAAAUAAUUAUAAUACGGGUUCUCUCUUUCUCUUAUAUUCAAAUUAAACGCAAUGUACAAGUCACAAUUUGUCGGUUUGGAUGAUAAGCCAUGUGAUACGAAAUGCUUAUUGUGUGAUUGCAUAUUUAUUCUUCCGACGAAUGAGACAGACCUUCUUACACACUUGUUUAAAGUGCACCGCCUCGUUAUAGCUGAUGUUUGGAAAAUAGCUAAUUUAAGAAGUUAUGUACAUUACUGGAGCACAAAGUUUAAAGAAGCAUCAUUGACGACCUAUUGUAGUACACUGUUAAUGGAUUGCACACCGGAUGGGCAACCAAGUAAAAAUGAGCAUUACUUUCUGCUUUCUGACUGUCUGUCGGAGGACAAGACUUUGAGAGAUGAGAUACAUCGAGCUAAACUAGAAUGGACAUUGGCGCAACAAGAAGCUGAGCGUGCAGAUAUCACUUUUAAGCGCGGUUGUAUAUUUUGCCGUACUGAAAUCUGUGGAUCACGUGCUGUGUACAUAAAACAUUUGUAUCAGAAGCACAAUCUUUAUCUUGGCAAGCCAGAAAACUUAGUAUUCGUGGAUGAGCUUCUAGACAAAAUUCAAAACAAUAUUGAAAGUUUAAUAUGCAUUUAUUGUGAGGGAACAUUUAAGGAUCGUAUGGUACUGAAAGAACAUAUGCGAAAAAAAUUUCACAAAAGUAUAAAUCCUCAUAAUAAAGCGUAUGAUAAAUUUUAUAUAAACAAUUAUUUAGAGCCAGAAAAGACUUGGGAACGAAAACAGGCUAAUUUAAAAACAAAAUCUGACAUAGGAGGUGGCAGUGAAAACGAGGAUGAAGAAAGUUCGUGGUCUGAUUGGAAUGAUGAAUCUAUCACAAUCACGUGUCUAUUUUGUAAUUAUAGCAACAAUGAAUUUACUUGUAUUCUGAGGCAUAUGAAAGAGGCUCAUAGUUUUGAUUUUGAAGAAACUGUCAAAGAUCUGACCUUUUACCAGAAAGUAAAAGUAGUCAAUUACAUAAAAAGACAAAUUCAAUUACAACGAUGUAUCUUCUGCGAAACAAAAUCGGACAAUGUCUUGGAACACAUGAAGAAUCAACAACAUUGUAAAAUUGCCACACAAAAAGUUUGGGAUCAACCAGAAUAUUAUUUUCCUAUGUCUGAAAAUGAUUCAUUUUUGUACAAUCUUGAUGCAACUAGUAACAGCGAUGAAGAAAGUGAUGUUGAAAAUCUUACUGAAGCAAUGUGUAAUUUAUAAAUGAUUUUCUGUGAAUAGAAGCUAAAUUUAUCCAAACUGAUUUUAUUCGAAAUUCUAUCAAUAAAUUUUUUGUUGACUCAUUUUGUGAAAUAUAAAUAUUACAUCCUUAUAUAUUAUAUAAGAUCUUGUACAUUUGUGGUUAUUAUCUAAUAAAUUUACCUAUAUUGCUUUUUA
Messenger RNA from Atta colombica, 1638 nucleotides. RefSeq names its product zinc finger protein 277. The record is from RefSeq and is a predicted model, not a curated record. The coding region runs from base 280 to 1464 and encodes 394 amino acids. The transcript is spliced from 8 exons. Lineage: Eukaryota; Metazoa; Arthropoda; Insecta; Hymenoptera; Formicidae.